This is a messenger RNA of Adineta ricciae, 1311 nucleotides long. NCBI's taxonomy places the organism in Eukaryota, Metazoa, Rotifera, Eurotatoria, Adinetida, Adinetidae. The record is from the annotation of a GenBank genome assembly.
AUGCCUCAAGCGUGUGUUUCUGAUGGAUGUAAAUACACAUCACGUGUUUUAUGUCAUUGUUGUAACCAAAAUUUAUGUCUGGAACAUUUAAAACAACAUAAUGAAGCGAAUAAUGCUCAAUUAAAUCCAUUAGCUGAUGAAAUUAAUACUCUCAGUGCGGAUUUAAUCUCGUUAAACUGUGAUAAAUUGACUCAAAAGUCUCGCGAAAAACUCGACCAAUGGCGUGAGAAUUGUUUCGCAAAAAUCAAUGAAUUCUACGAGAAGAAAUGUGAAGAAUUAACUCGACAUUGUCACAAACAGAUUGACGUGUUACAACAUGAUCUCGAACAGAUUCGUUCGAAGAUUUGCAAAUCGAUCGACGAUCAAGAAAUUACGAAAGAAGAUUUGGAAAUUUUACAAAUAAAUCUCGCAGAUCUGAAAUACAAAUUGUUUCAAUUUCAACAAAAACCUUUACAAAUCACAACACGACAUUUAAUUCUCAAUGAGAAACUCAUUUCAUUUGAUGAAGUGAAAAUCUAUGAAUUAAAUUUAACAAAACUACCAGAUCCAUAUCGAACGAUUCCUUGUACCGAACAAAGUUGGCCAGCGAUGGCAACGAACGAUCGUUUUCUUCUAGUUGAUCAAUAUCCAAACAUUAUUUUGUUGAAUCAUGAUUUGAAAAUUAUCAAACAGAUUUCUUGGCCACACGCAUUUAUCAGAAGUAUUUGUUGGUCGUCAACAGCGAAUAAAUUCGUUAUUAUUAAUAAAGAAAAAGAAGUCUUUUUCUUGGAUGAAAAUUGUUUAUCAAUCGAACGUAUUCAAACUAUUGAAGAGCAAUAUUGGUGGUCGUGUGUGUGCUCUGAUACGUCUUUGUUUCUGACGAAUACAACAAUGGGAACAAGUAUUUAUCAAUUUAAUCUUUUAUCUUCAUGUCAAUUGACUCAACGAUGGAAACCACCGUAUUCGUGUAAACAACAUGAAUAUAUUGAUGAUAUUUCAUAUCAAAAUGGAACAUUAGCCUUAGUUAUUAAGGUUUCAUCGAAUAACACUGUACAUUUAGAUCUUCGUUCAUCGCAAACGCUCGAACGACUUUGGUCAACUCAGUUGAAUAUCAAGAAAAGUUGGUUUCAACAAACUAUUCGUUGUUGUUCGUUGAAAUAUGGUGAAUGGCUUGUGGUCGAAGGAAACACUUCACAUUUAUUUCAUAUAUUAAAAAAUGGAAAAAUGAAAAUUACAGAAGAAUAUAAACCAUCACCGAUGAAUGCGCUUCUUUUCGGCUCAAAUAUUUUCAUUGUGCGAACAAAAGACAAUGUCAUUUUUCAUCGACUAUGA